This is a messenger RNA of Stegodyphus dumicola, 4203 nucleotides long. RefSeq names its product zinc finger protein basonuclin-2-like. Gene Ontology annotation, cellular component: nucleus. NCBI's taxonomy places the organism in Eukaryota, Metazoa, Arthropoda, Arachnida, Araneae, Eresidae. The record is from RefSeq and is a predicted model, not a curated record. Gene Ontology annotation, biological process: regulation of DNA-templated transcription.
GAUAAAUUGGGAUUCCGUCAUCUGUUCAACUGUCACCAAGUAGAGCUGGUGCAACCUACCGUAGCUUUCGACGUAGCCUCCUUAAUGCUGUACGGUACUGAAGCAAUGCCUAUCCGACUGAAGAUACUGCUGGACAGACUGUUUAGCGUGUUGCAGCAUGAAGAGGUCGUACACGUAUUGCAUGGCUUCGGCUGGACGUAUGACGAUUACGCCAGAGGAUAUAUUCUUCAAGAUACUCGUGGCCAGGUACUAGAACGUUGGAGCAUGCCUACCAGAGAAGAAGAACCUCUUAUUUUGCAACAGUUUCUGAGGUUUGGUGAGACGAAGCCCAUCGCACAACAGCUACUGCUUCAAGAAAGCACAGAGCGAAUGGAGCAAGCCAUUCAAGGGUCUAGAGAAUAUUCUGAUUCUGAUAUCAAGCGCUUCAUUCAAAGGACGAGCCGGCUGAUGCCUAUCGUUCCUCCUGCCAUCGCAUCCCAGCCACCCCUAGCACUCACUCCGACCACUUCUGCUGGAAUUUCAAGUGUACCAUCAUUGCCGAGCCGGACCAGUAAACCAGCUUCGAGUGUCAGUUCCACGACAUCCCUCUCUCCAGUUACAAGAUCACCCAUCAAUAGUCCUUUAUCAUCAUCUCCACUGAACAAGCUCCAAAAUAUGCAACCUUAUGACUACAGGAGGGAAAGAAACAACAGUCCAGACACACGUGACGCUCCGUUACUUCAUUUCCCCCAUCAGAAUCCUACACCUCUCCCCUCUCCAACCACCACAUCAUCAACUACUGCCCCUGCUACCACAGCUCUCACGUCAGGUUUCUUCUCUCAUUCUACGACGACUCUAAGUGAAUCAUAUGCAACAUCCAAUAAUUCCUCUUUACUCGGUGGUAUGACAUCUGACUUUAGCGCCACAGAUGAGGGAUCAGAAAAUGAUUCUGAAGCCAUAAAUCUAUCUCAGCAUCCACAUUCCCAUCAUCAUAAUGUUUCUGUGAUGGGACACAGUCAUUUAGACUCUAUUUAUGCCGCUAAGAAGGUGAGGCAUUUGAGAAAAUCUGCAAAUCCAAUGAAACGACGUUGGAAUCCUCUCAUGUUGAGUGGGCUGACCACAAACCCGGCCACGGGUAAAAAACGUGUUCAGUGUCAUGUAUGCCUGAAGACCUUUUGUGAUAAAGGAGCUCUCAAGAUACAUUUCAGCGCUGUUCAUCUUCGCGAAAUGCACAAAUGUACAGUUGAUGGGUGUAAUAUGAUGUUUAGUUCUCGACGAAGCCGUAACAGACACAGUGCCAACCCAAAUCCUAAGCUUCAUACCCCAAAUUUGAGGAGGAAACUUUCUCACCAUGAUGGUCGAAGUUCCUUGCCCUUUCCUCUCAUUCCUCCAUCUACUAUCAUGAACUUCAGCAACACUGUAAACGCGAAUGGCAACAUACUGCCUCUUCACCCAGCCCUGCCCCAAGAGCGAGAUAGAGAAGAAAGGCUGUCUGAAAACGCACCAGAGAACAUGGUGAAAGGUGAAGUAAAUGUACCUUCCAGUACUAUUGACGAAACGUCUCCCGAAGGUGGAAAUUUACCUCAGUCUUCAUCAGUGAUUUCCCAGCAUCGCAAGUCAACACUUAACUCUAACGAUGAAGCUCUUUCUUUGACGAAGAAACCAAGACUGGAACUUAAUGGUGAUAUUAGCAACGAUGGUGACGAAGGAAUUGAUCUAACGAUGAAAGAAGAUCAAAAUGGAAAUUCUUCUGUCAAUAACAAAGGCGUAAGAAAGAGAAAAAGUUUCAACCCAACAAAAUGCGCAGUUACCAGUGAUGACGAUUUACAAUAUGUUUCUACUGAUGAUAGUAGCAGUGAUACAUUCGUUGAUGAUAACGGAAUGUUGUCAAAGUCUGACGACUUCAGUUCUGAUAUACUUGAAGAUGAUUCAAAAGAUGAUGAAUUAGAUAAGGAUUCCAACCCAUUACCCGUGACAUCCUCUUAUUUGCCUACAUCAAUGCCAGUGCAAAUGCCAGUUCUGCAACCUAAUAUCCCAGCUCAUUCAUCAUCUAAAACAGAUGAAAAGUCCGAUGUAAGGUCGUCUUGCAUUACUUCGUUUUCUGGAUCUAACUUUAAUUCUGAAAGAUUGUCUGUUAAAGAAAAUGAAAUUAGUUCUCUAGAUCUGUCUUCAAAGCAAAAAGAACCAAUUAUUAAGCAUAAUCAUGAGAGUGAAGAAGUUUUAGAGAGUCCUCUUCGCCAUUUAGAGACCUUAUCAUUAGGUGCAUUUACCGGGCUUCUUAAUCAUACCAAAUCCACGUUUUCUCAACACAUUGCAUCCACGACUGGCAUAUCCUAUCAUGCCCCUGGCCUCGGUUUGGCUUCAGUCCCUUCUUCAAAUAUACACGAAAUACCUAGAGAAAGAAGAUCACUUAUUCCUUCUUCAGAAUCCCAACCUAUUCCUAUGCCAAUGCCUAGUACUGGAAUAGGUAUUUCAACUAAUGACUCUGAUCCAGACGGCCAGAUGUCUAUGCUACCUGUAUAUAGAGACGCAUCUAUGAUUGGCGCUGUAGAUGUACCAGUAGACAAAGAAAAUCCUCGGCGAUGCAUAGCAUGUGGCAAAAUAUUUCAAAACCAUUUCGGCGUUAAAACACAUUACCAAAAUGUGCAUCUGAAGCUUAUGCAUAAAUGCACUGUGGAAGGUUGUAAUGCAGCAUUCCCUUCCAAACGCAGCAGAGAUAGGCAUAGCGCAAAUCUGAAUUUACACCGAAAACUUUUAUCUACAACUGCAGACAAAGGGCACUUCUUCGAUAAGAGCUCAAUCUUUCCUUAUCCUCAUUCUGGAGCUGGACUAAGAGACGACUAUUUUAGAUUUUACGAUCCUCAAAAUUUGCCACUGAAUUUUGCGGAACUAUAUCACGGUCGAUUCGCGGAAGGAUUUUUGCCUACUACCCCGUUUGGGAAUCCAUUAGGUCCAGCUGGACCACUUGGCGUCAUGCCUCCCUUUCAUCCUGCAUUCAUGGUGCCCCCGACCUCAACGUCUGGUUCUUCUCUGCACGAAGGUGGUACGAGAAUUUCCGAUGGUCGUGAGGACACGCCUAUCAGCUCAAUAAGUUCUACUCCUAGCCCUAGGCCUAAAUCUUCUUCUCCUUCUUCCAUAUCUCCAGAGAAAGACGAAACAAGUAGAACAAAUAGGAGACCUUUGACGCUGGACUCGCAGUUGGAGCCUGAUUCAGAUGGACGGUUUUCUUGUAAAUUUUGUCAAAGACUAUUCGUAGAUUCGGCUCAUCUCAGAGAUCAUUACGAAGGUACUCAUCUCCCCAGUCUUCUACCGUGCCCCACCGAUGACUGUCCUAAAGUGUUUCUGUCAGCUGCAGAUAGAGAUAAUCAUUGUGAGGUUGAAGACCAUCAUCAUCACAGAGCCAAAAGAGAUAAAACUUCUUCUACAUCCUGAGAUGUAAUUUAAAUGCUGUUUUGUCUGCCCUCCGACCUCAUAGGAAUCGCAAUUUACCUAUGUAUCAGUGCCAAUACUCGAGUCCUUUCUGGUAGAGUUCCCCAGUUCCCAACACGACUCAUCUUCUGCCAAUCAGACUGCGGUUAUGUUCAUUACUGAAAUAUAACGAAGGCGUAAAACUUCAUUGCCUCAUCAUUAUUCGAAAGAAUUCUUCUAUGGAAUGUAAAAAGGGAUAUUCUCCGAUUCGUUUGUAACGUUAUUUGAAUACGGCACGUAUCAUACGUGUUUGUCAUUGCUUUUCAUGAAAAUUAUAGAUGACGAUUUUAGAACUUCGUCCGUGUAAUUGGAAUAAUUAUUCCAAUUUACUCAUGCGUUUUAAGUUAUGUGAUGAUACUUACGGAUUUGUAUCUGCAUACGAUGCAGCGACUUGGUUUUGAUAAGUGAGCUAUUAUGAGAUGAUGCGUCUAAAUAUGGUGAACAUUUCUGUCAAAACUAGAACUCUUGGUAGCUAUGACUGAUUUGCAUCUUUGUAAGUAUUUUGGUGUACCAAAAAAAGACCGAAAGCAAUUCGUGAAAAAUCAAUGAACCAGAAAUGUUUCUCAUUGUUAUUUCUCGAACUUGUUGAAGAAUUUCAAAUUUCUGGUAUGCAAAUAAGUAUGAAAUUGUAUAAUAUACAUACUUCCUGACAUUCCCUUGUCAAGUUCCUCGCCCAAAGAGUGUUCAUGUUUCUUUACUUGGUGUAAUUAAAAUUAGAAGGUGGUGAAAUAAAAAUUUCAUUCUUCAUCACUGUCA